Dicrocoelium dendriticum is the source of this 784-nucleotide messenger RNA. The record is from the annotation of a GenBank genome assembly. NCBI's taxonomy places the organism in Eukaryota, Metazoa, Platyhelminthes, Trematoda, Plagiorchiida, Dicrocoeliidae.
AUGCCGUUCCUUUGGUUGACCUUCCACCAUAACCACUUGGCUCGGGUUCGUUUUAAAGGAGGCUGCAUUUUCAAUGCUAUUUAUUCCAAUCGGUUUUGUGUUACCCUCUUUCUGUUCAACCUACCCAAACUAGGUGAGAAACUUCCCAACUGGUCUGAGGAUAUGGACGCUCGCUUGAACGCCGCUAUGGACAAUGCCUGGCGUCGUGGCUUUGUCGGUGGGGGCGAUCAAGUAGUCAUUGUGACCGGGUGGAGAGCCGGUACGGGUGCGACAAAUACCGUUCGCGUGCUUCAACUGCCGUCGGAUCGCCGGCGCCUCUCCAUUGUCAACUCUCAGGCCCAUCUUCGGAAUGUCGAUUGGUUCGACUGAUGCACUGCGACAAUCCGUCCUCCGCUUUCCUAGCUCCUGUCCUUUUUCAAGGCCAGCUGCAUUUUUUUAUAUCCGCGCGUUAUUAUGUACUGCUUUGUGUUUUGCACCCUCCACUUUUAUCCUCUUUAAUUCCGUUUACUAGUCUUCUCUCUUUCUCGCGUGCCCCAAAGAUAAUUGCGCUUUCGUCGAGCCAUCCGGGACGAAUACCUGCUUGCGUCAUCAUUUUAUACCGUCCUGCGUACGUAAACCGUUUUAGACGCAGUUAGGACUGUCGGAUGUGUACAGUUCUCUCCAUCACACAACUGACUAGCAUUGUACUUUUUCUGUCUCGUGUGCGCAAGUCAAACUCAAGCUAUCACUUCAUUGCGAACUCCGACUGUUGAUUUAAUCUGAUGGCCUAUACACACAAACAAAC